Molecule: messenger RNA, 3810 nt
Organism: Durio zibethinus
Lineage: Eukaryota; Viridiplantae; Streptophyta; Magnoliopsida; Malvales; Malvaceae
Product: auxin response factor 6-like
Biological process (GO): regulation of DNA-templated transcription; response to hormone
Cellular component (GO): nucleus
Molecular function (GO): DNA binding
Source: RefSeq, a predicted model, not a curated record
AAUUCUGGGAGAGAAAAAAAACUUGAGUUCCCUCCAUAAAAAGGAAAACAAUAAAUAAUCACAAUUCUCUUCUAUUAAAUUCAUUGCGGAUUUCAAUUUUUUCUCUCUCUCCCUCUUUCAACAUGCUGUCAAGUCCGUCAUCUCUCUCUCUCUCUCAAAAACAAAAAAGUGUCAUUUUCUAGUUUUCCAACUCAACUGAGCAGCUCCAAUAAUCAGACGAAAGGGACACUUUGGGUGGGGUGAGAGUAUAGUUUGGGAAAGCUUUGAAAUUUGGAGAUCUGGUUAAGAACAGAGCUAGGGUUUAGUUUGGCUGGGGAGAGUUUGGGUUUUUUUUUUUAAUGAAAAAGAAGCAAGAUCUGAGCUUCAUCAGGCGCUGCUGAGUAAAGGGUAGUUCCCUUUUUUCUGGAUGUUGAUUUUAACUUAAGCUGAGAAGCUUCCGGUGGAGAAGGGGGGGUGGGGGGUGGGUGGGUUCUUUUCCUUUUAGAUAUGGCUAUUGUACGACCCGUGAGGCUACUUCAAUAAAUUUUCCAUUCAACCACUCCUUUUUGUGGUUUUAUUUUGAGAAAAAAGGCACCCUUGUUUGUUUUGAGAUUUGAAGAAUGAGACUCUCUUCGUCAGGGUUUAAUCAGCAAACUCAGGAAGUAGUGAAAGAUUUAUGUGUAGGGGAGAAGAAAUGUUUGAAUUCGGAACUCUGGCAUGCAUGUGCGGGUCCUCUGGUGUCUCUGCCACCUGUUGGAAGCCGCGUUGUUUACUUUCCCCAAGGUCACAGUGAACAGGUUGCUGCUUCAACCAACAAGGAAGUAGAUGCUCAUAUACCAAACUAUCCAAGCUUACCCCCACAGCUUAUCUGUCAGCUUCACAAUGUGACUAUGCAUGCAGAUGUAGAAACAGAUGAAGUUUAUGCUCAAAUGACCUUGCAGCCACUGAGUCCGCAAGAGCAAAAGGAUGUGUACCUACUGCCCGCAGAACUGGGUACUCCCAGCAAACAGCCAACCAAUUAUUUUUGUAAAACACUGACAGCAAGUGACACAAGCACCCAUGGAGGAUUUUCUGUUCCUCGUCGAGCUGCAGAAAAAGUCUUUCCUCCUCUUGAUUUUUCCCAGCAACCUCCAGCUCAAGAGUUAAUUGCGAGGGAUCUUCAUGAUAAUGAGUGGAAAUUUAGGCAUAUAUUUCGAGGCCAGCCGAAGAGGCAUCUUCUUACAACUGGGUGGAGUGUUUUUGUUAGUGCAAAGAGACUUGUUGCUGGUGAUUCAGUCCUUUUUAUUUGGAAUGAGAAGAAUCAAUUGUUGUUGGGUAUCCGGAGAGCAAAUCGUCCUCAGACUGUUAUGCCUUCUUCUGUUUUAUCAAGUGAUAGCAUGCACAUUGGUCUUCUUGCUGCAGCAGCUCAUGCGGCUGCAACCAAUAGUCGCUUUACUAUAUUUUAUAACCCAAGGGCUAGUCCUUCCGAGUUUGUCAUUCCUCUUGCCAAGUAUGUUAAAGCAGUCUAUCACACCCGGGUUUCUGUAGGCAUGCGGUUUAGAAUGCUGUUUGAGACAGAAGAGUCAAGUGUCCGCCGAUAUAUGGGUACAAUAACUGGCAUUAGUGACUUGGAUCCUGUUCGCUGGCCAAAUUCUCAUUGGCGCUCCGUUAAGGUUGGCUGGGACGAAUCCACUGCAGGAGAGAGACAGCCAAGAGUAUCCUUGUGGGAGAUUGAACCAUUAACAACCUUCCCUAUGUAUCCAUCAUCCUUCCCCCUGAGAUUGAAGCGACCAUGGCCGUCUGCGGUACCCUCCUUCCAUGCUUUCAAAGAUGGUGAUAUGAGUAUCAAUUCCCAAUUGAUGUGGCUUCAAGGUGGGGUUGGAGAUCAAGGAAUUCAGUCUUUAAACUUCCAAGGUUUUGGAGUUGCACCCUGGAUACAGCCAAGGCUUGAUACUUCUUCAAUACCAGGUGUACAACCUGAUCUUUACCAAGCAAUGGCUGCUGCCGCGCUUCAGGAAAUGAGGACAGUUGAUUCAUCCAAAAUAGGCUCUCAAUCUCUCUUGCAAUUCCAGCAACCCCAGAGCACAUCCAAUGGGUCGCCUUGUCUAAUUCAAAGGCAGAUGUUGCAGCAGUCCCAAACACAAAAUGCCUUUCUUCAGGGUUUUCAGGAGAAUCAGACUGCUUCACAGGUUCAGCUUCUGCAGCAGUUGCAGCGUGCCAAUUCAUACAAUGAUCAGCAACAACAGCAACAACAGCAGCAACAGCAACAGCAACAGCAACAGCAACAGCAACAGCAACAGCAACAGCAUCAACAGCAACCGCAGCAGCAACAGUCUCAACAAACACAGCAACUGCCACAGUUUUCUGUUCCUCAACAGAUUUCUAAUGUAAUCCCUGCAUUUCCUUCUGCAUCAGCCAAUCAGGUCCAGUCCUCAUCUCUGCCAGCUGUUGCUUCACGAUGCCAGCAGCAGACAUUUUCUGACCAUCUUGGGAAUUCUAUAGCCACAUCUGAUGUUUCCUCUAUGCAAAGUAUCUUAGGUUCAUUAUCCCAUGCUGGAGCUUCCCAUUUACUCAACUUGAGUGGAUCAAACCCAAUUAUCUCUUCUUCUGCUUUAUUGUCCAAACCAGUAGCCAUUGAACCGCAGCUUUCAUCUGGACCUGCUAACCGUGUACUGCCCCAGGUUGAACAGUUGGGAUCUGCACAGUCAAAUGUAUCCGAACUUUCUAACUUAUUACCUCCAUUUCCGGGAAGAGAGUAUGCUGCUUACCACGGUUCAACUGAGCCACAAAACAAUCUUCUGUUUGGGGUUAGCAUUGAUUCGUCAUCUCUUAUGCUGCAGCAUGGGAUGACAAACCUGAAAAAUAUCCGAAAUGAAAAUGAUUCAUUGUCUCUGCCAUAUGCUGCUUCGAAUUUCACAAGUGCUUCUGGCACAGAUUUUCCUCUUAAUUCAGAUAUGACUACCUCAAGUUGUGUAGAUGAAUCUGGUUACUUGCAGUCUUCUGAAAAUGUGAACCACGUAAACCCUCCAACCAGAAUGUAUGUGAAGGUUCACAAGUCAGGGUCCUUUGGGCGCUCAUUGGAUAUUUCCACGUUCAGCAGCUAUGAUGAGCUGCGCUUUGAGCUAGCUCGAAUGUUUGGUCUUGAAGGCCAACUAGAGGAUCCUCAGAGAUCAGGCUGGCAGCUUGUAUUUGUUGACAGGGAGAAUGAUAUUCUUCUCCUUGGUGAUGACCCUUGGCAGGAAUUCGUGAACAAUGUGUGGUAUAUCAAGGUACUAUCUCCACUUGAAGUGCAACAAAUGGGGAAAGAAGGCCUGAAUCCUGCCGCCUCCGUCCCAAGCCAAAGGCUCACCGCUGCCAAUAGCAGCAAUAACUGUGAUGUCUACAUGAGUAGACAGGAGUUGAGAAGUUCUGGUAAUGGGGUUGCAUCCUUGGGGUCUCUUGAAUACUAAAGGAAAAUGCUCCUCAAGGCUUAAGUUGGGGCAUUGAAAAUGAAUGUUUAUACCUGUUUUAUGGUACUGUUUGUGCUUUGUAGCCAUGGAUUGCUAGAAUUCUAUUGAACUUUUAUCCUUUGUUGUGGUCAUAAAAAUGGGUAUGGCCUUCGUCUGGCUAAGUUGAUAUUAAAGGUUGUCCAGAAUACCACUACUGUUACUGUAAAUUAUAGUAGGAAAUAUUUCCAACUUUAUAUAGCAGUAGUUAAGAAAACAAGGUUGUAUUAGGGAUAAAUCCCAUUAUGCUCUAAGCAGUUUGUUUGCUGUCCUGUAAUUUUAUAUUUCAUAUCCAGUUUUUAUGACAUUAUUAGUUCACGAGUGAACAUCUUAUUUGAACUUAGACGACUGUACCAAGUCUCUUUUA